Molecule: messenger RNA, 2717 nt
Organism: Xyrauchen texanus (razorback sucker)
Lineage: Eukaryota; Metazoa; Chordata; Actinopteri; Cypriniformes; Catostomidae
Product: glycerophosphoinositol inositolphosphodiesterase GDPD2-like
Exons: 15
Coding region: 366-1946 (526 amino acids)
Biological process (GO): lipid metabolic process
Cellular component (GO): membrane
Molecular function (GO): glycerophosphodiester phosphodiesterase activity
Source: RefSeq, a predicted model, not a curated record
UGUCCCAGCCAGAGGUUCCCUUUUUGUUACGGCCGAUUUUCUGGGCGCCCUCUGUAACAAGCACUCCACAGCUUUUCAUUCAUUGGUUCUGGUCGAUAGGAAAGCGGUAAGGAAUGUGCACUUAUUAAUAUUCAGUCCACGGGAGGGUUCGGAUGCAGAAACUGGAAGAAAUGUCUAAAUGUGUGUGGUUUAGAGAGACUGGUUGUGAAUUCCACAUCACAUGUUACUUCUUAAACAAGGUGUGAAGCAGUGAGUCAUUUUCUAGCGAACACCUACACCAGUACACAUGAGGGUGAACCUCACUAUCUACAAGAAAAGACGUCCAUUCAUCUGCAUUGCUGGAAUCAUUUGAUGGAGCAAACACAAUGCCCUUGAUCAUUUUCCAAACCUGUCUGAGAGGGAUCUACAGUUGUCACUGGAACAGUCAAAGUAAUACGCGACGAAAAACGGCAUGCUACUGGUUCUCUUUUCUUUCUUUUGUAUCCUUACUUGCCCUGCCUUGGAUGUACAUUUGUUAUAUUGCAUACAAUGACCACAGUGAUUUAAAUUGGACGGCCUUCAAAACACUUAAAAAAUGGGUGAACUGGUACAUGAUAUUGUUAGUCAUUUCUGCUGUGAUAGCCACAUACUGCCUUCUUCUACAGGUAUUUGCAUUACUGCAUUUUGCACUCCGAGAACCCUUGGUUUUACACUGGCUGCAUAAGGUAUUGCUGAUCUUGGGUCUCCUCAUUGUCACUCUUAGCACAGCUGGGAUGAGCAUAAAAUGGAAAGAGGAGUGGAAAACUGUCUAUAUGUCAUUUCAGGCCACUGCUCCGUUCCUGCAGCUGGGUGCUCUGGUGGCUUUGAUUCUGAUCAGCUGGCUUGUGUUUCAGAGUUACCAUAGAGCAAAAACAACUGCUUGUAAGGUCUUCAUUAUGGUGACGUUCCUGAUAGUGUCAGCUGCCGUGUUCCUGUCCCCUCUUGUAAUCUGCUCUCCAUGCAUCACCAAUACUCUUCCCCCAAAGCCUGCACUCAUUGGACAUCGCGGUGCUCCUAUGCUGGCUCCAGAGAACACCAUGAUGUCAUUCCGGAGGAGUGUGGAGUGUGAAGUUGUGGCAUUUGAGACAGAUGUACAGCUCAGUAAGGACAUGAUGCCUUUUCUCAUGCAUGAUGAUGGCUCAAAUUUUCUGCUAAGAACGACUGAUGUGAAAUAUAAAUUUCCAGGACGAGAUAGCUCCACGCACACCAACUUCACAGUGCAAGAGUUAAAGAUGUUAAAUGCAGGCGAAUGGUUUUUAAUGACAGAUCCAUUUCGAUCAGUCUCAUCGCUCUCAGAGGAAGAGAAGAUGCAAGCUAGGAAUCAGACUGUGCCAAUGCUAUCAGAGCUCUUGGUCAUGGCCAAAGAGCAUAAUGUCUCCCUCAUAUUUGACCUAAAAAAUGAGAAAAACUCAACGGAAUUCUACUACAGCGACUCCUAUUAUACUAUUGAAACCAUCAAAAAAUCAGGCAUCUCACCAGACAAGAUAUGGUGGCUUCCUCCAGGAUUUAGAAACGAUGUGAGCAAGAUUGCACCAGGUUACCAACAUGUGUAUGAUAAUUUACCUGACAUGGAUGCUGAUGGUGGAAGCUUCUUGAAUGUGAAAUAUAGUUCACUAAGCACUCGUAAAAUAAGUGACCUGCGAAAUAGGAAUGUGUCAGUGAAUCUGUGGGUUGUGAAUGAACGCUGGCUCUUCUCAUUGCUGUGGUGCUCUGGGGCCAGUUCUGUGACCACCAAUGCCUGCAACAUCCUCAAAAACAUGUCUCGGCCUGACUGGCAUUUGAAGCCUGUUGAGUACAUGUGUAUAUGGAUCUCAGCUGAUGUGAUAUCAGUGCUGCUGCUAUUUAGCCUGUUUCUUUUGCAAAGGAAAAGAAAGCAUGUUUCCCACCAAAGUACAUGGGAGAAAAAUGUCCCCCUCCUUGCACUCUGAUUUGAUGUCAUCCUUGUCAUGAAAGAGGUCUUUGCAUUGAUUUACCCUUUUGAAGGAUCGUAUGUGGUCAUUAUAUGUAAAUCAUGUCAUAUUAAAAGUUUCUCAAAAUGAAUUCACUAUUUGAGCUUUUAUGCAGUUUGAAUAUUGAUCAGUAUGAGACUGUAUAAUAAAGUGUACAAUGCUGCCACCCCUCGACAAAACUGUAAUUUCAGCCAUUUUCUUUGUCUUUCAUACAUUAAAAUCAGUUGUUUGCAUUUACACAGCACUUAUUUUUAAUAGUUUUAUGUUGUUUGUUAACUUUGUGAAUUUUUUUUAAAAAGAGAUUUUAUAUGUAAAUAUGUAUGUUUAUAUACAUAAACAUUUUGGUAAUUACAGGGCAGAUAAAUUCAGAAUAAUGCAAUUACUGUAUAACUCCAUUGAUGGUGUGUGCAUAUAUUGAUAAAAUGAAUAUUAGUAAACCAUGCUUUUUUUUAUUUUAUUUGAUUUCCUUGUAUGGCAAUUAGAAAUAAAGUUGUGUGCAUUUUAUAGAAUUAUUUUAUAAUUACAUUUUGCCAAUUGCAUUAAAGGUAUUUAAUAAAAUAACAAUUUCUAAUAAUUGACCACAAACACAUAAUAUUAUAUUGAUUUGUGAUGCAGUGUAGAAAAUGUGACUGACUCUUUUUUCUUAAAAGAUGAAAUUUUAGGAAUUAUUUCAUGAACUAAUUGUGUAAAAGCAGGUAAUUUGUACCAUGUUUUAUUCUAAUAAAAUGGAAAAGCCCAAGUGGCUCUCAA